AUGCGAGGGAACGACCUCCGGGCGCGGGGCGGCCGCCGGUCCCCCAGCAGCCGCAGACCCCGGCCCGAAGGUCUGGCCCCCGGCCGCGCCCCUCGCAAGCCCGCCCGCCGGAGCGCGCCCACUCGUUCUGCGGGCGGUCGCCGCGAGUCCCCACCCGGCAAAGUUCCCCAACGCACCUACACGGCGGGCCGGACGGUCGCCGCCCCUCGAGGGGAGGAGAGAGGCACUGACCCCACCCCCGUGCGCGCCGGCGGCAGUCAGGGUACCAGGGCCAGACCCCGCCACCUGUUGGCGCGCCUACCGCCCGCUCCUUGCUCCGGCCACCGCCGGCCCGAGGUGCCCGCCACCCACACCUCCAUGCCGGGCGUCAGGCGCGGAGCCCCUAGCCGGCUUGCAGAGGAGGCGGGGACCCAGCUGUCCGGCCGGGCCGGGAGGGGACGGGUGCGCGGCCGGCCCGGGCAGCCCCUUACCUCGGAGGAACUGGGGGGCACGAGGCGCGGGGCUGGGAGUGGGCGCCCAGAUAUUGCCAAAUUGCUCUCUGAAGAGUGCCAGUUUACUCCUUUCAGCAAUGUACUAGGGCCACAUUCUCAUCAACACAGUGUAUUGUCAAGAAUUGUGACGUUUGCCUAUGGGUCACUGCUUCCUGUCUCCUGGUAUAUAUUGCAUAAAAAUCCAGGAGAACAAAGAUCUGAUAGAUUCAAUUAUCAUCAUACAGUAUCACUUUCCUCCAUGGGUUAAUUCUCACCUCAAGUUCCUGGCUCUCCUGUAGAUCAGCAUUUAUCAAGUAUUUUGACCACACUGUGCAGUAAUAAAUAUGUUUUACAUGUGAUC
Microcebus murinus (gray mouse lemur) is the source of this 831-nucleotide messenger RNA. The record is from RefSeq and is a predicted model, not a curated record. Lineage: Eukaryota; Metazoa; Chordata; Mammalia; Primates; Cheirogaleidae.